This is a messenger RNA of Adineta ricciae, 1326 nucleotides long. The record is from the annotation of a GenBank genome assembly. NCBI's taxonomy places the organism in Eukaryota, Metazoa, Rotifera, Eurotatoria, Adinetida, Adinetidae.
AUGAUGGUGAAAAACCGAAUAGGAUUUAUUGAAUCUCAAUCACAUGAGAGAAAUUCAUCAGAAAUACCAUCAACUUCUUCGUCAAAAUUAUGUUUUGAAUAUUGCCAAAAGAAAUGGAAAAAGAUUCUAUUUAUUACCAUUAUACCAAUACUAGUAGUCGUUGGAAUUUAUUUUGUGACGAAAAUUGUGGCAAAUAAAUAUUCAGAAAUAUUGAUAACUAAAAUAAGAAAAACAAUCUCGACAACAACUUCAACAACAAGUUUAACAACGAGUUCAACAACUACUGCGACAACAACUUCAAUAACAACUUCAACAACAACAAUUAGAAAAUGGACUGAUGCUGGGCGAUUGAAUAUACCUCGGGAAUAUCAUUCAUCAACAGUAUUAUCCGAUGGAAAAGUAUUAGUUACUGGUGGAAAGUUUAAGAGAUCCAUUGUUUCUGAUUGUGAAUUAUAUGAUCCAUUAACAAAUCAAUCGACACUCGUCGCAAAUAUGUCUGUUGCAAGAAUGUAUCAUACUGCAUCUUUAUUGUCAAAUGGAUUAGUAUUAGUUACUGGAGGAGAAAAUUAUGGCACGACUCAUAAUAGCGCUGAAUUGUAUAAUGUAUCAGCAGAUAAAUGGAUGUUGACAAGAAAUAUGACAUAUUCACGAGCUGAGCACAUAGCAAUUGUCUUAAAUAAUGGAACCGUAUUAGUGAGUGGUGGAACCGAUAUGCAUUCUGGAAUGUUAAGAACUGCUGAAUUGUUUGACAUCUCGACAGGUAUAUGGACAGUAACAGAAGAAAUGACGUGUAAGCGUUCCUCUCAUGCAGCAUCUUUAUUAAAGGACGGAAAUGUGCUGAUCACUGGUGGAUCAGAUUUUUGUUUUUCAAAUAGUGAUUAUGAUCAUAGUGAAUUAUAUGAUCCAAUGACAAAAACAUGGUCACUGCUAAACCGAAUGAAUGUUGUACGUGAAGGUCACACAUCAACUGUAUUAAGUGAUGGAAAAGUUUUAGUCACAGGUGGCUUUAAUGCUGUGGUUCAAAUAUCAGAAUCUGUUGAAUUAUAUGAUCCAUCCACGAAAAUGUGGACAGUCACAAAACAUAUGAAUUAUCGACGUGUGCGUCAUACUGCAUCUUUAUUAUCAAAUGGAAUAGUCUUGGUCACUGGUGGAACUGAUGGUCAUACGAGGCUAGAUAUUACUGAAUCGUAUGAUCCAUCAACAGAUACUUGGUCUUUAAUCAAUUCGAUGAAGAUAGGUCGUCAAUAUCAUACAGCAUCCACAUUAAUGGAUGGGCGAGUGUUAGUUAUUGGUGGAAACGAAGGUUUUGAUACAGAACUCUACUAA